Molecule: messenger RNA, 763 nt
Organism: Aspergillus caelatus
Lineage: Eukaryota; Fungi; Ascomycota; Eurotiomycetes; Eurotiales; Aspergillaceae
Exons: 2
Coding region: 189-665 (158 amino acids)
Source: RefSeq, a predicted model, not a curated record
GGUCCUCGCCCGACAUUCCCCAUCUCAAUACAUUCAUCUCUCGACUAAUCACCCAGACUGUUCGCAUAGCUCUUAUCAGCACAGGCAGCCAACUUCACACGGGCUAAACGGCGCAGUUGAACCCACUCUCCUGCAGCCUCGCAGUGGAAUGACACAAUGCAAUUGUCUAAAAAUGCCGCACGCAGUGGAUGAUGUUAUUUCCUCUCAACUCCCCCACAAGGACGGUUUCCCACGUUCCGCGACGAGUCGGAUGCGGAUUUGACGUGCAUAUUCAUUCCAUUGUAGGCUAUUCCAGUGGAUCUGCGAGAGAAUUUUUCAACAGCGGUGUGAUGUUCCUGCAUCGGUGGUCGAUCGCUAACACGCGAUUUUGUCAUUCCUUAUAUAACGGAGGGGCAACUAGAGAUGGAGCGAUACGUGCGACUUCCACCGGCCUUUCGACAAGGCACUUCAGUGUAGCCUUGCGCUGUGCCUCCCUACAAAGCUCAUCAUGGUUGUUCUUCCAGAGCGAGGGGCAAUCGUAUAGGGACUGGGCAACACGCCCUCGCUUUGGGAAGCUACAAAGUACAGCCCAGAAAGUGAUUACCACCAGGAGCAUGUCUCACGACUCAGCUGGAAAAUCGCAAACUACGGAUUCAAGACACGGAAAACGACAUAGACAACAGUAACCAAAGAGUGAGAAGUUCCUUUAUUGAAUUCUAUAUCACCUAUUAACCACAUCUCUCCAAUAUAAUGCGAGGCUGAAAGUUUCUAAACAUCCACGAGU